AGUGUACUGAUUGCGACCUAUUUUUUCCCCAAUCGACCGCAGCCUGCCCCAGCUAGUUCCACUUCCGUCGGUAGCGGUAGCCGAUCACCGUCAAAGCCCACGUCGGCACCACGAGCAUCUGCCGGAGGUUCCAGCACGCUGAAGCAGCGAAAAACGACCACCACCACAACCGCGGCACGGAAUCGUAAUACGGGCACCGGAUCCGGUGGUAUGUGGCGCUUCUACACGGACGAUUCUCCCGGAAUCAAGGUUGGCCCGGUCCCAGUGCUCGUAAUGUCGUUGCUGUUCAUUGCUUCCGUGUUUAUGCUGCACAUCUGGGGCAAGUACACCCGUGCGUAAAAUGGCAGUGCAUCCUACAUCGGACUGAUGCUUCCCCG
Molecule: messenger RNA, 377 nt
Organism: Anopheles maculipalpis
Lineage: Eukaryota; Metazoa; Arthropoda; Insecta; Diptera; Culicidae
Gene: Sec61beta
Product: protein transport protein Sec61 subunit beta
Exons: 2
Biological process (GO): intracellular protein transport
Cellular component (GO): Sec61 translocon complex
Source: RefSeq, a predicted model, not a curated record